AGCUUUCUUUGGACUGCAGCGAAGGCGCCAGAGUGGAUCGAUAAAGAUUACCUGCACAUUAACUAUGGAGCACACUGAAUUGAUUAAACCAGAAACCUUAGAUGACUUAAUUAAGGCUUUGCAUGAAAAGUUUUCCGGCGAUACAGUUAAUGUUGAAGAAGUGCAAAAUCUUAUGGAAUCGUAUGAGAGUAACCCUCAUGAAUGGAUGAAAUACGGCAAAUUCGAUCAGUUCAGGUAUACAAGAAAUCUUGUGGAUGAGGGAAAUGGAAAGUUCAAUCUCAUGAUUCUCUGUUGGGGGGAAGGUCAUGGCAGCAGCAUCCAUGAUCACACGGAUUCUCAUUGCUUCUUGAAGCUUCUUCAAGGCCAACUAAAGGAAACGCUUUUUGACUGGCCAGAUAAUAAAGUACGGCAAGGAAUGACCAAAAAAUCAGAGCGAAUUUUAAAAGAAAACCAGUGUGCUUACAUAAACGAUUCCAUUGGACUACACCGUGUUGAAAAUGUCAGUCACACAGAGCAGGCUGUAAGCCUGCACUUGUACAGCCCACCCUUCAACCACUGUAACAUUUUCGAUCAGAGGACGGGACACAAAAACACUGUGAAGAUGACAUUCUGGAGCAAAUUUGGAACAAGAACCCCCUUUGAAUCCACUGUUGCACAAGAAAACAAUUGAGGAACCAGAUGGAGUUGUCCUUUUCCAACAAGCAAUAACAGAAAUUUAAAUCCAGAGGAAAAGAAAGUGUGCUUUAUGAGCAGUACAGGAAAAAAAAUAAUAAAUGAGAGAGUAGAUCUGCAAAUCCAUGGCGAUAAUUAGAGCAGCGUUAUUACAUCACUUUAUAAUCCUAACUAAUGCUGAUUAAUGGACACUGUCUAACAAAAUAGUGGCAUUAGGAUCAGCAGAGAGAUAGAUCUACUCUUUGUUUUUUAAGCUCUAAGAAACACUCUGUCAAUGCCAGAAUUCUUUUGUAUCUCUGACCUGUAUAAUUCCACUUUUGUACUGUAACAGGGAACAACAAUAUUCAGUCAGUUGAUUGUGCCUCCCUCCAAUGAAACAAAGUCCAUGAAAUGUUUCACUCAGUUUACGUUAAAUUAAACAGGGCAAUACUGUCAAGCGCCUUUGUUCAGAAAAGGGAUAUAUAUUAUGUGUUUCUUGUAGAUUUGUUGAUUGUGUCAAAACACUAAUAUACUGUCCUUCUGUAUUAAGAGAACUGCAUCAAAAUAAACUGUACAGGUUGAUUAUGUUACAACAUCAUUUUUAAGUAAAAAAAAUGUAAUUUUUUCCAGUAUUUUAAAUUAGGUGUAAUAAAAGUGAUGGAUACAUUUUG
Molecule: messenger RNA, 1322 nt
Organism: Polypterus senegalus (gray bichir)
Lineage: Eukaryota; Metazoa; Chordata; Cladistia; Polypteriformes; Polypteridae
Gene: cdo1
Product: cysteine dioxygenase, type I
Exons: 6
Coding region: 65-670 (201 amino acids)
Biological process (GO): L-cysteine catabolic process
Molecular function (GO): cysteine dioxygenase activity; ferrous iron binding
Source: RefSeq, a predicted model, not a curated record